AUGUCAAAUGAAAUGGGUCGCAAAGAAACACGUUACUUACAGACUUUAAACUGUGAUUCAGUGGCCCAGCAAAACAUGAAAAUGCGACCAGUGCUACUGAAAAGGAACAGUCUGGACUCAGCAGAUUUCAUGAGGCCCCCCCAGCACCGCAGGAGCAAAUCCCAGCAGGUCCGCUUCAAGGAUGAUGGUGUCAGCACCCGGGCAGAGCUGGAGGCUAAUCCUGCCCGAGACACAGCACUCACUACUGGCAAAACAGAAAUAUUUAGGGAUCACAAUUUUUUGCUAACUCAGUCUCCAACUUUUCCAAGGGCUCACAAGGGGCUUCGGAAUAUUGCCAUACAAACUUCUCCCAGCCUCAGGAAACACUUCCCUGUUUUUAAAAGGAAAAAGCUGACAGUAAGCAAAUCACUGACAGAAAUGCCAGCAGAGCCUGCAAACUCUAUCCAGGUAAAUGGCAACCUUUGUGAACCAGACAUUCUGUCCUCAGAGCUCUGCUACUUGAGGAUAAGUCAUCACUUGGAGGAUGGAUGCAGGAAUAGUGAGGUGGGCUUGGGUCAAAGGCCAGCAAAAGCACAAAGCAACGGACCGAAGUGCUCGGGGGAUUUCUCAGUGUCAGACAAGACAACUGCGUCUACACAGGUGCCUGAAUACAUUCAUGUGGGUUUCCCACAAGACAGAAACGUUCCCCUGGAUGCACCAGACACAACCACAGCUUCAAGUAAUUCACUGCAUUCUUCUACCGUCACCAACAGCCACGAAAGUCAUGCAAACAGCACACUGUCAUCUGAUUCUGACAGGGCAGAGCCUUGCCUGAGCAAUUCUGGGAACUGCAGUGAAUGUAACCCCCACUCUGCUGCUCCUGAGGUGCAGGAAAGCCUUCCUGAGCCACCUGCAGCCAGCAAAGAUGCCAGCAGUAAGGAAACUACUCCGCUGUCACCCCCAUCAAAUCACAGCUCAUCUCCUUGUUUCCUCAGAGACUGUCACCAGGCAGGAGAGCACAAGCCAGGUUCCAGCUGUGUGACAUUCCCAAGUGAUGAUUGCCCCCCAGUGUCACUGCCCAGCAGCAAUGCAUCCAAACCGUGUAACACUGAAAUCCAGAACAAUUGCACCCAGUCAGAGGUUUCCCAGAGUAACAGCUGCUCAGAAGGAUUUCACAUAAAGUCUUUUCCACCAAGGAAUGAAAUGAACCCACAAAGCAACAAAGAGAUUAAUGAAGUAAAUCAAAUUCACUUGGCACAUGGAGAACUCUGUGCCCUACAAGGCAGGCUGCAGUCUGUAGAGGAAUCCUUGCAGUCCAACCAGGAGAAGAUUAAAGUUCUUUUGAAUGUAAUCCAAGACCUGGAAAAAUCCAGAGCACUCAGUGAAGGGAGGAACUUCUACCACACUGGGCAGGACCUCAACAACUGCAGCACCUGCCAGAACACGGCGUGCAUCAUCUACAGUGUAGAAUAUGACUUCAGACAACAGGAAGGAAGAUUUCAUCAAAUUUUGAAAACACUGGACAAUGCAGAGCAAAAUCCAGCUUCAGCUUCACCUCAGAAGCCACCACCUGAUCCUCCAGCUCCCGAGAAAAAGGAGUUAAGGAGAAAGACAAAAAAGGUGAAAAGAAAAUGCUUCUGGUGGAUUUGA
This is a messenger RNA of Pyrgilauda ruficollis (rufous-necked snowfinch), 1629 nucleotides long. It is a transcript of the gene INSYN2B, whose product is annotated as inhibitory synaptic factor family member 2B. The coding region runs from base 1 to 1629 and encodes 542 amino acids. Gene Ontology annotation, biological process: inhibitory postsynaptic potential. The record is from RefSeq and is a predicted model, not a curated record. Gene Ontology annotation, cellular component: postsynaptic density. The transcript has 3 exons. NCBI's taxonomy places the organism in Eukaryota, Metazoa, Chordata, Aves, Passeriformes, Passeridae.